ACGUUUUUCCGCGGGCAUUGAAUAAUGAUUUAAUAAAUAAUUAAUAUAAACAAUAAAAAUAAUCAACAAUUAAUUUAUCAGUAUAAAAAAUAAAUAAUAGAUAUUUAAAGAACAGCGUGAUGAUAUUUUGACGCCAAAACCGGAUUCUUGAAACACACAACGCGCGCUGUGAUGUAUAAUCAACCAACACACCAACACACGAGAUGAUGCUUCAGAAACAAUCAUGCAGUCCAUCACUGAUCCUGUCACAAAAGCUGUAGUUGAUAAUAUUAUGGGAAAUUUGCCGACCAAAAAACCAUUAGUUAGGUGUCAUGAUUGUGAUUUGUGUUUCACCAGCGAAACUGUCCUAGAUGCUCAUUUACAAGGAGCACGGCAUGCAAAACAGAUACGUUCAAAAGUAAUUAUGGAAAAUUUAGGAGGAACGAAAAUAGCAUUCUCCAAAGACCAAGAAGCCAGCGGAUUAAAGUGUAAUGUAUGUAAUGUUAGUCUCAAUUCAAUCCAACAGCUUCAAACUCACUUGAAUGGAAACAGACACAAAAAAAAAGCCGAGAAAGGUGGAUGGACCGGAACCGACACCGCCAAGCCCGUGCAGCAGCCAACAAAAUCUCCAGGAACUCAAGCUGAUUCUACAACAGCGGCUGCUCCUAAAAAGAAAGGGGAAAUACUGACUUGUGAACAGUGCAAUAAAUUCUUUAACUCUAAACAACAAUAUGAUGUGCAUAUUACGUCAAAGAAACACUUGCACAAAGUGUACAAGCCUAUUUUGAAGACGGCUAAUAAGAAGAAACGUUACAUGCCGUACGGAAAUAAGCAGCAGUAUCAACAACCACAUCACCAUCACCAACAGAAUCACCAACAGAAUCACAAACAGCAACAUCAUCAUCACCAACAACAUCACCAGUAUCACCCGCAAAGAAAUAUGCAGCCUUACGAUACUUCAUCGUAUGUCAUACCAUCACUUGCUAAUAAUUUUAUUUCUGGUGGUUAUACCAGUAAUUACUAAAAAAAAAAUUAAGAAAACCGUUGACCCUAAAAGCC
This is a messenger RNA of Cotesia glomerata, 1038 nucleotides long. Its product is annotated as zinc finger protein 346-like. The coding region runs from base 224 to 1003 and encodes 259 amino acids. NCBI's taxonomy places the organism in Eukaryota, Metazoa, Arthropoda, Insecta, Hymenoptera, Braconidae. The record is from RefSeq and is a predicted model, not a curated record. Gene Ontology annotation, molecular function: nucleic acid binding; zinc ion binding. The transcript has 6 exons.